GUCUGUUUUGCUAUGGAACAGCUGAGUGCUACACAGCCACUUUAAAUCAAUGCUUCAGCUUCUUGCACUCGCUGAUGGAAGCCAAGGCUCAGCUGAUUGAAAUGUAUGUAUUCCUGUGUGCAGAGACGGGCGGGUUACGACCAAGGGAGCUUAAAAGAGAGAAAGCGAGAGAGGGAGAGAGAGAGAGGGGAGAGAGAGAGAGAGAGAGAGAGAGAGGUCAGACAAAGCUCACAACUGUUUUGUGUUAAUUCUCCCAGAUUGCUGGGGAGUACAGUUGAUUUACUGCUCGGGAAUCUCCCACAGUUCUCACAGAUUAACUAAUUGCCUCUCCUUUUGGGAUUAGCACACCGUUGAUGAGCGAAGGCGCUCAGAGGGGGAGGACAAGACAGAGAGGAAGAAAUCACUGUCCAAGAGGAAGGUAAGAUGCUGUGUGUGUGUUGAGUGUUUUGGGAACUGUGCUCCGCUGGGUUUUCUAACAGAGUCUGAGCUGUUACGUGUUUGUCAGGUUGAGCACAGUGCGGAUUACGAAAGAUAUAAAAGCAUUACUGUUCACUAGCAGUUUGAGAUGUGUUUUUUAUUUUUUUUAUUGGUUUUACUGAUUCUUUACCACAUUUUCAGACAUGCUAAAGAGGUGUAUAUUUACAUCCAUUCUCAUUUAACAUCAACAUAGUUUUUUUUCCCAGUUGCAUUAAGGCACGUGGUGGGUUAUGGUUAGGGCUAAAUUAUACUACUAAACUCCACCAUCAGAGAAAGCAUGCCAUCUCAAAACAUCAAAAUAGAUACUGUACCUUCAGCUUAUUGUCAAAGGCUUCUAAAUUCUUCCUUUUUAGUUAUUUAGUUGUAGUUCCUUUUUAGUUUACACUCUACUGUUUCUUCUUGUCUGAAAGUUCUUUCUCUCUCAUCCCUCCUCUCUUUCUCUCCUUCUAUUUCACAUCAUCCAUCCCCCUCUCAGAAACACUCUUCUUUCCUCCUCCUUCUGUUUAUCUCUGAGUAUGAACAACACAGGGGAUCCGCCUUUAUCCCUCCCCUCCUCGGUCUCUCCUCCCUUCCGUUCUCGCCUCUCUGUCUCCAUGGAUCUUGGCGUGGCUGUUUAUAUGAUCCUCACAGGCAUUGUGUCCAUAGCCGGUAAUGGCUUGGUGUUGCUUGUUCUGGCUCGCAAGCCGAAGGGGCUGAGGCAUCACGAGCUCAUGACCAUCAACCUGGCUGUUUGUGAUUUCGGCUACAGCCUCCUGGGGGCCCCUUGCCUCAUCAUUUCCAGUUUCUCCCAUGGUUGGAUGUUUGGAGAGACUGGCUGCAUGUUGUAUGGGAUCCAAGGCUUUGUGUUUGGGAUUGGUUCCAUGCACACGACCUGCCUCAUCUCAUUGGACCGCUGUUUGAAAAUCUGCAGCUUCCGAUACGGCCUGUGGAUUGAGAGGAGGCAUGCUUCAAUGGCCGUUCUAAUGGUGUGGGUCUACACAGUGUUCUGGGCCUGUUUACCUGCCUUUGGUUUCGGAAGCUAUGGCCCAGAACCCUUUGGGACCAGCUGCACCAUAAACUGGUGGGGGAUGAAGCUAUCCCUUAAUGACAGAGCCUUCAUCUUACUCAUCCUCACCCUUUGCUUCUGUGUGCCUACAUUCAUCAUCAUCACCUCCUACCUGGCCAUAUUUUACACGGUUUAUCGCUCAAGACAUACUUUGGCAUCCAUUUCAUCAACAAAUAGGACCCACAGCAGCAAAGACCUGAAACUUACAAAAAUCGCUGCUGUGGUCUGCUCCAGCUUCCUAAUAGCCUGGACUCCCUACGCCGUUGUGUCCCUCUACACGGCCCUGACGGCCAGGGAGGAGCAGGAGAUGCUGGGGGUACCUGUGGCCGGAGUCGGGAUGGGUGGUGGGAGCAACGUGACUGGGCUCUCUGGCCUUGUCGCCAUUCCCUCCCUGUUCAACUCGACCACCGCAGAGAGUCCAGCCUCCGGAAUGGGAUCCCCAGGUCUGUGGGGUGCCACUGUGGGGUAUCCCAGCUCUUGGUCCGGGUUCAGUUCUACAUUUGGAUCCAGUUCUGGUGCCAGUUUCACUCAGGAGAGGCGGGUGGUCCGGGUGGUGUCCAGCCUGUCGCCAGUGCUGACACUCAUCCCCGCCAUGUUUGCCAAAGCCCACUGCAUGAUGAACCCCUUCAUCUACCAAAUCAUGAACCGCGAGUUCCGAGCAGAUGUCUGCCACAUGCUGGGGCUUAAGAGUCGAGAGAGGAAGGCAAGGACAAUUACCAGCAUCUCUGAUGGUAAGACGCACAAAAAAGAUGUGUAA
Clupea harengus (Atlantic herring) is the source of this 2279-nucleotide messenger RNA. Its product is annotated as opsin 9. The transcript has 7 exons. Lineage: Eukaryota; Metazoa; Chordata; Actinopteri; Clupeiformes; Clupeidae. The coding region runs from base 993 to 2279 and encodes 428 amino acids. Gene Ontology annotation, molecular function: G protein-coupled receptor activity. Gene Ontology annotation, biological process: G protein-coupled receptor signaling pathway. The record is from RefSeq and is a predicted model, not a curated record. Gene Ontology annotation, cellular component: membrane.